This is a messenger RNA of Mastomys coucha (southern multimammate mouse), 1397 nucleotides long. It is a transcript of the gene Laptm5, whose product is annotated as lysosomal protein transmembrane 5. The transcript has 8 exons. Bases 62 to 847 code for a protein of 261 amino acids. The record is from RefSeq and is a predicted model, not a curated record. Gene Ontology annotation, cellular component: lysosomal membrane. NCBI's taxonomy places the organism in Eukaryota, Metazoa, Chordata, Mammalia, Rodentia, Muridae.
UUUGUCCUGCUGUGGGCCCGAGACUCCUUACUCAGAACCUCAGAAGAGGGGACUGCGCACUAUGGCCUCGCGUGCAGCGCCAGUCAGGCAGACAUGCUGUUGUUUCAACGUCCGAGCAGCUACCAUAGCCCUGGCCGUUUACCACAUAGUCAUGAGUGUCCUGCUGUUCAUUGAGCAUGUGGUGGAGGUGGCCCGCGGUAAAGUCUCCUGCAGGUUCUUAAAGAUGCCGUACCUCAGGAUGGCUGACCUGCUCUCCAGCUUCUUGCUCAUUGGAGUGCUCUUCAUCAUCAGCAUCAGCCUGCUGUUUGGCGUGGUCAAGAACCGGGAGAAGUACCUGAUACCCUUCCUGUCCCUUCAAAUCAUGGACUUCCUGCUGUGCCUGCUCACACUGUUGGGCUCCUACAUCGAAUUACCAGCGUACCUGAAGCUUGCCCGGCCCCGGCCCGGCCCUUCUAAGGUCCCCUGGAUGACACUGCAGCUGCUGGACUUCUGUUUGAGUAUCUUGACCCUGUGCAGCUCCUACAUGGAAGUGCCCACCUACCUUAACUUCAAGUCCAUGAACCACAUGAAUUAUCUCCCAAGCCAGGAGGGCAUGCCGCACAGUCAGUUUAUCAAUAUGAUGCUCAUCUUCUCAGUGGCCUUUAUCACUGUGCUCAUCCUGAAGGUCUACAUGUUCAAGUGUGUGUACACAUGCUACAGAUUCAUGAAGCACAUGAAUUCGGCCAUGGAGAACAGUAGCUCCAAGAUGUUUUUCAAGGUGGCUCUGCCGUCCUACGAGGAAGCCUUGUCUCUGCCCACUAAGACUCCAGAGGGGGACCCUGCACCACCCCCCUACUCAGAAGUGUGAUGCCCACCAGGCUCUCAGCCCUUGGGCUGGAAGACGCAGACCCUCCUCCUCCUGCUUCUUCACUUUGGUGGUGGCUGUGAUCUAUUACAGGACAAUCUGCUUGUGCACCUCCCUCGCUGUCCUCUCCUCUCGGGGACCCCUCACUCACAAUUGGGUCACCCUGGGCUUAAUGACCCUUUGUGGCUCAGAACACUCAGGCUAGCAGUUCAUCUUGUCUCCGUCAGCAACGAUACUUGUUCAGAGCACAGUCAUGGCAAAUUAGGCUGAGUUUGGUUAAAAGCUCCUGGCUUGAUCUGUUUAGCCAGGCAGCCGACACCCGCAGGGGCAGCAGGAAGAGAAUCUGGCCAAGCGACAGUUCCUGGUGUCAGUCUAUACUCAGCCAUCAGGUUACAGGGUGGGUCAUGAUCGUGGUGACAAUUUGCCACCCCCAGUACCCUAAAAGUGUACAAAUAAAACAAUUCCUUCAAAUAGGUUGCUUAAGUAGCAAUUCAGCCAACCGCUGUCAUUAGGAAUUAUGAUAAAACCUAAUAAGAAACUGAGGUGUCAAACA